Molecule: messenger RNA, 1161 nt
Organism: Punica granatum (pomegranate)
Lineage: Eukaryota; Viridiplantae; Streptophyta; Magnoliopsida; Myrtales; Lythraceae
Source: RefSeq, a predicted model, not a curated record
AGUCCAGCUCCUUAAUUCACAAUUAGCAGCUUUUCGUCUCUUAGGGAAAAAAAAAAUUCCAAUAUAUUGUGAAGCCGCUCAGGGAUGAAUAACGGGGCCUCUCUUUUAGCUCCCACUGCGAAGAGGUUGGAGGGCAAGGUGGCUCUGAUAACUGGCGGAGCCAGCGGCAUUGGAGAGAGCACGGCGAGGCUGUUUGCUGGGCACGGAGCCAAGGUCGUGAUUGCCGAUGUCCAAGAUGAACUCGGCAUAUCAGUUUGCAGGGAUAUAACCGAAUUCACCGACCAGAAUCAGGCAGUUUGUUAUGUUCAUUGCGACGUCACCAACGAAGUAGAUGUCCAGAAUGCGGUGGACACUGCAGUCAAGAACUACGGUAAGCUCGAUGUGAUGUUCAGCAAUGCGGGGAUCUCGGGCAAUCACGAUCUUAGAAUCUCGGCAAUCGAUUAUGAGAUGUUUAAGAAAGUUUUUGAUGUUAAUGUGUAUGGAGCAUUCCUGGCGGCCAAACAUGCUGCUAGGGUCAUGAUGCCGGCGAAUCGAGGAAGCAUUCUGUUCUCGUCGAGCGUUGUUUCUGUAACCUAUGGUGCUGCUUCCCACACGUACUUGGCAUCGAAACAUGCUGUUGUCGGAUUGACCAAGAAUCUCGGGGUUGAGUUGGGGCAAUAUGGGAUCAGAGUCAAUUGCAUAUCUCCUUUCGCCGUGGCCACGCCAAUGCUAAAAGAUGCAAUGGGCGGCGUAGAUGCGGAGAAGGUCGAGGAAAUAUUCCUCGCGGCAGCAAACCUGAAAGGGCCGGUGCUGAAAGCCGAUGACAUAGCCGAAGCUGCUCUCUACCUUGCGAGUGAUGAGUCCAAGUACGUGAGCGGGAUGAACUUGGUGGUGGACGGGGGCUACAGCACCACCAACGUUGCCCUUAAAAUCACUACGAAGGAAUUAUUUCCAUGAGAAGUGCUCAUGUUAGUCUGUGAUCUACGAGAGGAAAAAAUGAUAAUCACUGUCAUAUCAUAUCAAUUAUUAACUAAAUGUAUCGCGUUCGUUAGAACAUGCACUACCAGAAAUAAUUGUGUGAUUUUAAGGUUGUCUAAAGUGUUACCCUAUGUAUGGUAUAGAAGAGAAAUAGAAACAAGAGGAGAGGGGGACGUUGAAAUAAAGAGAGACUUUACUGAUAUA